Molecule: messenger RNA, 712 nt
Organism: Trichoplusia ni (cabbage looper)
Lineage: Eukaryota; Metazoa; Arthropoda; Insecta; Lepidoptera; Noctuidae
Exons: 4
Coding region: 119-640 (173 amino acids)
Source: RefSeq, a predicted model, not a curated record
CGCAUUAACAGGAAGUAUCUUAUAAAACAGAGCAAAGAAGGAUGCAAUUUUGGACGAGAGACGCUCAGUUCCAGUCGACGAUAAGAUUUGAUGUGAAAUGUAUGUUAAGUGAUAAAACAUGAUAGAUCUGUGCAAAUUAAAAUGUCCCAAGAUCCCAGUUGUUAGGAAAUGUUGCUUCUGCAUACCCACCUACGUUGGUAUUGCCAUUUUCGGAUACGCCGAUUUAACCCUAGCUCUGGUUGCUUUCCCGAUGCUUGUUUACGAGAUGGUUGAUGAGCUGACAAGUGGUCGGCAAAGAGAAGAUAUCCACUACAGCGACCCUGCCGUCCACCUGCCUGUUAUAGUGGCCGCAGCACUUGCUGAUAUAUUGCUGACCGUGUUGCUACUGAUCGGUGCUCAUAGGAAGAAUAAGCUCAUCCUGAAGAUAUACUUCUACUUCGCUACGUUCUCUCAGCUGAUGACUCUGUUUGCUGACCUCCCGUUCGUCGACUACACGGAGUACAAGAAAAGUUUAAUUUAUAUUUUCUUCGUCUUCCUGAACAUUUACCUGCUAUUCCUGGUUCACAAUGUGGUGUACGUGAGAGAAGACAGCCUGGAGAUCCAGUACAGAGCUUACGAGCCGCAUCGGGUCAGCGUCUAAACAACACUUAAUACUUCAACAUUGUAAAUACAACUUAGCUAUAAAGUAUUCUAGUUCUUUCAUUUAUGAAAA